Messenger RNA from Myiozetetes cayanensis, 2164 nucleotides. RefSeq names its product tetratricopeptide repeat domain 31 (gene TTC31). The coding region runs from base 7 to 2100 and encodes 697 amino acids. The transcript has 14 exons. Lineage: Eukaryota; Metazoa; Chordata; Aves; Passeriformes; Tyrannidae. The record is from RefSeq and is a predicted model, not a curated record. Gene Ontology annotation, molecular function: protein binding; RNA binding.
GCGGCGAUGCGGGGCGGGAUGCGGGACCGGGACGGGCCCGGCCCGGGGGGCUCCGCCUGCGGGGCCGGCCCCGCCGCCUGCCCCUGGGGCUGCGCGCCCGGCCCCGGCGGCUGGAACGGCGCGCCUUUCUGCCCUUGGCACCGCCUGUCCGGCCUCGGCGAGCUCCCAGUGCUGCCGCGGGGCCCCUCCCAGACGGUGAUCCAGUGCGAGGAGGGGGAGGUGUGUCUGCUCUGGGACGACGGUCCCAGGCUGGAGCAUUUCUACCAGCUGGAGGAUGACGACGAGGAUGAGUCCGACACAGAUUACGAGGAGCGGGAUGAGUUUUGGGACGUUCCCCUCGUGGAGCGGCCCCGGCCUUACAGCUACUGCGGCUUCCGAAAGUCCUUCUUGUGUGCGGAGCCGCCGCCGCAGCCCCCCCGGGCCCCCCCGAGCGCCCUGGAGGCGCGGCUGGACCGGCUGCCCACGCCCCGCCGGGCCCGGCUCACGGCUGAGGAGGCAGAGAGGAACGCCCAGGAGCUGGUGGCGGAGGAGGAGCGGGUGAAGAAGAAAGCAGAGAAGAAAAAGCUGAAGAAGAAGAAGCAAAAAGACCGGAAAAAACGAGAGAAACUGUGUCAAGAGCAGAAGAACAAGGAGAACACUGACCCGAGUCCCCCGGCCCCGAGCAGCCCUGCGGGCACGGGGCCCCCCCGGGAUGGUGCUGAGGAGGAGGGGGGCUGCACAGGCCCCUCCCCACACCCCGGGAGCUCCACGGCCCCAUCGGAGGACACAGAGGGAGCAGAGGAGGAGCUGGACCUGAGCUGCACCUUCGUCUGCAAAGCACGGGAGAAGGCGGGGGUCCGGCUGCGCCCCCCCGGCAAGGAGAGACCCCCCGGCACAGGGGACACGGAGCUGGGCAGGAGGGCACCAGAGAAGGGCAGGGGGGAGAGCCCUGCCCCUCCCCAGCCCCCUGGCCCCGGUGCAGUGGAGCAGAGCCUGAUGCUGGCAGGCCACGGGAUCGCUGCAGCCCAGGCAGGCCAGCACGACGAGGCCGUUCGGGCCUUCAGCGCUGCCCUGGAGCUGAACCCCCAGGAGCACCGGCUCCUGGGGAACCGCUCGUACUGCCUGGAGAAGCUGGGCCGCUACGAGGAGGCACUGAGAGACGCGGAGGCGGCGCUGGGGCUGCAGCCGGGCUGGCCCAAGGGCUCCUUCCGCAAGGGCAAGGCCCUGCGGGGCCUGCAGCGCUACGCCGAGGCCGCGCACACCUUCGAGCAGCUGCUGCUGCGGGACGGGGCCAAUGCCGAGGCCGCUGCACAGCUGGAGGCCUGCCGGGCCCUGCUGCGGCAGCGCAGCCGCUCCGGGGCAGUCCCUGUGUCCCCCUUCCUGCCUGAGACCAAAGAGCCGCCGCUUCUCCCUGGGGGGUGGGUGAGCGGGAGCAGCCAGCACACAGGUGACACGAGUGUGGCGGGGGGGAGCACCGGGACCCCCGCGAGAGGCCCAGGACAGGGACCUGCCACAGCCACCAGCCACCCGACACUGCCACCAAGCCAUCCUGCCAGGGACUGCUUUCCGCUCUGGGUGGGCAAUGUCACCUCCCGCAUCAGCGAGAAGGUGUUGCGCCACACCUUUGGCCGGUUUGGGGAGAUCCGCUCGGUGCGGAUGCUGCCGGGCCGGCGCUGUGCCUUCAUCAACUUCUGCGGGAAGGCGGCGGCGGAGGCGGCCUUCGGAGCCAUGCAGGUGAGCUGGGGGGGCAUGCGGGGCCCCCCGCCCUGGGGCUGCCCUGGGACACCCCUGCCCGCAGGGCCUGUCCCGGUGCGAGCUCCCCCCGUCCCCAGGGUGCCACCGUGGAGGGCAGCGAGCUGGUGCUGCAGCUCAAGCACCCGUCCCACGCCACGCCGGCCCCCCCGCCCCGCUCCAGGGCGGGCGUCCCUGCCGGGGGGCUGCUCAGAUGACCCUGCUCUGUCGGGGGGGGCUGCCGGGGCCCCCCUGCACCUGCCUGUACCUGCCUGUACCUGCCUGUGCCUUGUACCCCUGCUGGGGGUGGGAGUGUCCCCCGCUCCUGCCUUGGGGGGGUCGGGGCCCCCCUGCAUCCCCUCGUGCCUGGGGCGGUUGGGCCCGGGCUGAUCCCCACGGCCCCUCAGGGAUUUGUUACCUGUUCGGGUUUUAUAAUAAAACUGAGAUCAUUGUC